AUGAAGCCUACUGUUCUCGUCACUGGAGCCACUGGCAAACAAGGAUUCGCGACCGUUCGACAUCUUCUAGCAGCGAGUGCCAAAGUUCACGCCGUUGUCCGCGAUCGCUCUUCACCGGUCUCGUUAGAAUUGGAGCGACUCGGGGCAAAGAUUUGUCCUGGCACUUUCGAUGAUCUUGAUUCCUUAAGGGCGGCAGCUGUUGGCACGACAGCUGUUUUCCUUAAUGUAUCGCCGACUAUCAACGAGCCCGAAUUAGAGCUGCGUCAUGCAAAAAAUAUCAUCCAAGCGGCCAAAGAAGCUGGGACAGUAGAUUCUAUUGUUUAUUCAAGUGUGACAAUGACCGGAAAACAUGAGUCAUUUCCUAACUGGGGUCCGGACUAUCCUAUGGGCUGGUACUGGACUUCUAAAGCCGAAAUUGAGUCACACGUGCGGAGCGCAGGCUUCACACAUUGGACCAUCCUUCGGCCGGCAUUCCUUAUGUACAACUAUGUCUCACCUGUCGCCGAUUUCAUGUUCCCCGAGCUGUCCACACGCCAUACCUUCCUCACUGCCUACAAUCCAGGCAAUGCAAUGACAGUGUUUGAUCCUGACGAUCUUGGAAAAUUUGCUGCGGCAGCUUUCUUGGAACCCGAAACAUACAACCACGAAGAAAUCGACCUCGGUGUUGAGGCUCUGACACCGAAAGAGAUUACUCAAAGUUUGACUAAUGCCGCUGGUAAAGAUAUCAAGACAGAGUUCUAUCCCGCCGAGGAGGCUGCUGCGCUUUCCAAGGUGAACCCGGUGAUUCGUUCCCAAUUAUGGGCAAACGAAGUGGGUUACAAGGUGGACUUUGAAGCUCUGAAGAAGUACCCAAUCAAACUCACCACAUUCGAUGAAUAUCUUCAACGAGAAAAGGGGCUUGUUCACAAAACAUUUGAUUAG
Talaromyces amestolkiae is the source of this 921-nucleotide messenger RNA. RefSeq lists its product as uncharacterized. The record is from RefSeq and is a predicted model, not a curated record. The transcript has a single exon. Bases 1 to 921 code for a protein of 306 amino acids. Lineage: Eukaryota; Fungi; Ascomycota; Eurotiomycetes; Eurotiales; Trichocomaceae.